Molecule: messenger RNA, 738 nt
Organism: Dipodomys ordii (Ord's kangaroo rat)
Lineage: Eukaryota; Metazoa; Chordata; Mammalia; Rodentia; Heteromyidae
Gene: Tex101
Product: testis expressed 101
Exons: 5
Coding region: 1-738 (245 amino acids)
Biological process (GO): regulation of flagellated sperm motility; binding of sperm to zona pellucida
Cellular component (GO): plasma membrane; plasma membrane raft
Source: RefSeq, a predicted model, not a curated record
AUGGGAGGCCUCCAUAUCCACUAUCUGCUGUUCCUCUUCCUGCUAAGAGCCUCUUUGACCGUGGCCAACGAUCUGUAUUGUCAUAUGGGUAAGUUGAGGACUGUGGAAAACUUCCCAGUGACCUGGUUCACAGAGAAGAUUGAGAUAUGUGAGGACAACCAGUUGCUUUGCCAAGAAACAGUAAUAAUGAUCAAAUCAGGAUCCAGGAUAGCUAUUUUGGCUACUAAAGGCUGUGUCUCUGAAGGAUCCAAAGCUGUGACUUACAUCCAGAACUCAGAAUUCCCCGGCCUGAUUGUAGUCUCCUACAGCAACUACUGCGACAUUUCCCUGUGCAACGACAUAAAGUACUUAUCACGGAUUUGGAAACCACGAGAGGAGAUCCCAGUGUUCAAUACGUCCACCAGCAUCCACUGCCCCACCUGUGUGGCUCUGGGAUCCUGUUUCAAUGUUUCCUCUCUGCCUUGUCCCCGCGGUAUAAAUGGAUGCUACGCAGGGAGAAUCAUGUUCUCAGGAGAAGGCAUUGACUCGCCUGUGGAGGUCAAAGGCUGUUCAAGCAUGACCCAUUGCGAGCUGAUGAAUGGAUUCUCCAUGAUAGGACCCCUCUCUGUGUCGGAAGUGUGCCCGCGUCCCUCUUUCCUGCAACGAAGGGCUGAAAGCAGGGCGCCCUGGCCGUGCCUGCCAGGACGGGGUUUACAGCUGCUGACUCCGUUGCUGGGGCCGCUGGCCCACCUGCUCUGA